Messenger RNA from Chiloscyllium plagiosum (whitespotted bambooshark), 2862 nucleotides. It is a transcript of the gene uts2r1, whose product is annotated as urotensin 2 receptor 1. Gene Ontology annotation, biological process: neuropeptide signaling pathway; regulation of blood pressure; blood vessel diameter maintenance. NCBI's taxonomy places the organism in Eukaryota, Metazoa, Chordata, Chondrichthyes, Orectolobiformes, Hemiscylliidae. Gene Ontology annotation, cellular component: plasma membrane. The record is from RefSeq and is a predicted model, not a curated record. Gene Ontology annotation, molecular function: urotensin II receptor activity.
CACACACACAGGGAGAUGGCCACGGAAGCUGCUCCCCCUGCCUGGAACCUGAGCACCAUCUCCAGCCCCAACCAGACGGUGAGUGAGCUCCUGCCCCCGGCCUCUCUGGAGGAGCUGGCGGUGACUUGCUCCAUCGGGACCAUCCUGUCGCUGAUGUUUCUGACCGGGGUGGCAGGCAAUGUGUACACGCUGGUGCUGAUGUGCCAGUCCAUGCGCUCCGCCGCCUCCAUGUACAUCUACAUCGUGAGCCUGGCGCUGGCGGACCUGCUCUACCUCUCCACCAUCCCCUUCAUCGUCUGCACCUACUUCGCCAAGAGCUGGUACUUCGGGGACCUGGGCUGCCGGAUCCUGUUCAGCGUGGACUUCCUGACCAUGCACGCCAGCAUCUUCACCCUGACCGUGAUGAGCACCGAGCGCUACCUGGCCGUGGUCAAGCCGCUGGACACGGUGAAGAGGUCGAAGAGUUACCGCAAGGCGAUCGCGGUGGUGAUCUGGCUGGUUUCUCUGUUGCUCGCCCUGCCCAUGCUGCUCAUCAUCAGGUUAAUGCGGAGCCGGGGGAAGAACAUCUGCGCUCCCACUUGGAGCCCGCACAUCUUCCGAAUCUACAUGACCGUGCUGUUCAUCACCAGCAUCCUAGCCCCGGGUAUGAUCAUUGGUUACUUGUACAUUCGCCUGGCCCGGACCUACUGGGUUUCCCAGGUCACCACUUUGAACGACAAGCAGACCAAGCGCUCGCCCAACCAAAAGGUCCUCUACAUGAUCUUCGCCAUCGUCCUGGUGUUCUGGGCUUGCUUCCUGCCUUUCUGGGUCUGGCAGAUGAUCGAGUACUACCAGCUCUCCCUGUCCCUGUCCCAGGAUACUCGGGGGCACAUCAACUACCUGAUGACCUGCCUGACCUACAGCAACAGCUGCAUUAACCCUUUCCUGUACACGCUGCUCACCAAGAACUACAAGGAGUACCUCGGGAAUCAGCAGCGGGGCUUCGGGAACAGCAGCUCGUUCCACGGUCGGAAUCCCCGCUUCCAGCGCUCCUGCCGCCGCUCGCUCUCCUCCAGCAGUCAGCAGUACACCGAGUCGGUCACCCUCAGUCAGAUCUCCGGCUCGAACAACAGCACCAUCUAGAAAAAAAUGAGGCACCAUCUCUUGUCAAGGAGAAGAAAAUUUGCUAUUUCCAAGGAGCUACAAUAUCACCUUUUGAAACUUGAUCACUACUACUUUCCCUCUGAAGCUGAGGUCUUAGCACUUACAUUGAAGGAAAGUGCGAUCAUGAGGAUGGCAAAUGGAAAUAUUUAAAACAAAAACUAAAUUGUUCGGCCUCAGAUAAAGCAAAACAAGCAGAAUAGAAAUGUUCCAACACUCAAAGCUGCCAUUUUAUAAAUCUAUAAACUGACAUUUCCAUAUUGAACAGCUUUCUUGUGAUCAUCCUUAAAGAAAUCUGCUUUUCAUGUCUAAGGGAAAAAGAAACACAUUCGAUUCAAGUUGCUGUUGUGAAUGCAAAAAGGAAGAUUCUCUAUUAAUGCACAAUGUUUACAUAAAUGCUUUGUCUACAGGGGAACUGCACUAGGGCAGAAAUUGGUUUGGCCCAGUAAAUUUGGGAACCAGACCAAUACAGGGAAUGAUCUUUGCACUUGACAGUGAAUGUCCAUAGUUCCAAAGGCAUUGGCCCUUGACAUUCCUUGUAAGCAGUGAGCUGUGACCGCCUCUAUCAGACACACUCUGAUUUGAUAAUCAAGGCCACUACAAUAUGAUCAGUUCAGAUGCUAAGUCGACUUGUAGAUUAAUCUAGAAGUUUGGUUGAGUUGACAAACAUUGAAAGGCAAAAAUUUGCUUACAGCAAGCACAAGAUUAGGUAAAUCAAGGUGAAUAAAAGUAAAAAUAAAAUCACAGUUUAGGUUACUGUGGAGGUAGAAAAGCUCACCUGAGUUUGCAAUGCAUGUACAAGUAUUGCAUAAAUAUCCUGAGACAAGUUGAGCAUAAAAAUGACAAAAGUUGAACAAUGGCCAUAGUCUUACUGUUCUGUGAUGAAAGCUAUAUUUCCGAUUAAAAUGCUGGGCCUUCCAGAGUACUUCUCGGUGGUCGGUACAUGUGCUAAGUCAAAAGCCUUCAUAUUCCUUUUCAGCCUGAAUGACAUUUGCUCAAUCACAGACACUACGCAUACAAUUCCCUGUACCUCAAUCCACCUUCACAAAUUCACUAACAUCUACAGUUUCUGUCUCAUACCAAAGGCUGAAAAUUUUGCCCUGUUCCUAGAAGUCAUAGCUUUCCUUUCUAUUCUCAGGGAUGAUACUUUGUUUCUCAAUUCCAAUUGUGGUAUCUGUCAGUGCUCCCUCGGGGCUCAACUGGAACUACUGCCUAAGCAUCAACAGAUCCCAAGAUCCUUCACAGACGUCCAUGUCCCUUCUUGAAAAAGACCCUGAAACUCUCAAUUGUUCCAAAACAUUAAUAUUUUCUCGAGAACUUACAAACUACACUUACCCUCUGAGUGUUCACGUACUUAUAUAGUUCACUGCCUCAAAAUGAAUGCUCCAAUCCCCAGGCGUCAGUACUUUCUAAGAACCACAUUUUAUCCAGACCCAGCUUCUCUCACUUAGCCAAAACUUAUAAUUACCCACUCUCUCUUUAAAUUUGCGUGUGUUCCACCAGUUGCUAGAUGAACUUUGCCUUCUCACUCUGGAUCUUUAAAAAGGUAAGUGUCAGCAACUUAUUACAUGAAUCAAGGUACAUAUGUCAGAGUGGUGCAGAGAUACUGAUAAAAAUGUAAUGAAGAUCAAGGACUCACAGGUAAGGACAGAGGUACGCAAAGUCAGAAGUCACAUGACACCAGGUUACAGGUUUUUUUUUAAAUCACAAAUUUUCAGAGUG